This is a messenger RNA of Daphnia pulicaria, 1169 nucleotides long. It is a transcript of the gene Ref1, whose product is annotated as THO complex subunit 4-like. The record is from RefSeq and is a predicted model, not a curated record. The transcript is spliced from 4 exons. Bases 170 to 937 code for a protein of 255 amino acids. Gene Ontology annotation, molecular function: mRNA binding. NCBI's taxonomy places the organism in Eukaryota, Metazoa, Arthropoda, Branchiopoda, Diplostraca, Daphniidae. Gene Ontology annotation, cellular component: nucleus. Gene Ontology annotation, biological process: mRNA export from nucleus.
AUAUUCGUUAACUUGGCAUAGAGACUGAGCGUGGCGUCAUUGUAGUACCUUCCCUGUCACCAUCAUCCAUUUGUUUCGUUCUUAUUGAAUCUUUCUUAAACUUGUGUUUCGUUUUUAAAUUGAUAGUCCUUAAUUUUGUCAAGUCCUCCACAAACUUAUUGUUAUCAAAAUGGGCGACAAAGUUGACAUGAGCUUGGAUGAUAUCAUCAAAACUAGCCGUUCAGGCGGCCGGGGCCGUGGAGGACGCGGCGGUCGUGGUGGCAGUUCUCGUGGAGGCAACCGUAAUGCCGGCUCAGGACCCGUUCGUAAUCAAAGACAGGGAAAUGCUGGGGGUCGUGCUGCACCUUACGCCAAGGGCAACCCAGAUGGUGACUGGUCUCAUGACAUGUAUGAAGGUGGACCAAGGAAAAGCAAUCCCAGGUUGGGUGCUGCACCGAAUGCUGCUGGAGGCGGCUCUUCCAAGCUUGUUGUUUCUAACUUAGACUUUGGUGUGUCAGAUGCAGACAUUAAGGAACUUUUUAUGGAAUUUGGACCAUUGAAACAUGCUUCUGUGCAUUAUGACAGAUCAGGCAGAUCUCUCGGUACAGCUGAUGUUGUGUUUGAGCGCCGUCUUGAUGCCGUCAAGGCAAUGAAACAGUACAACGGAGUCCCAUUGGAUGGUCGAUCAAUGGUCAUUCAGAUGGCUACAUCCGAUUUGAACACAAUCGCCAACCGACUGACCAGCCCUCGAGCUAACACUAACAACGGACCGCAACAAAAGAGAACUGGUGCGCCAGCUUCCAACAGAGGUCAGAGAGGAGGAGGAGGAGGCCAGCGCGGUCAGCGAGGUGGUGCUGGUGGUACUGGUGGUGCUCGCCAACGCAAUCCCAAACAGCCUGCACCGACAGCAGAUGAGCUCGAUGCCGAGUUGGAGUCAUACAGGAGUGAAUUGAAAUAACGCAAUCGUGUAAUGUUCACCAAAUUAUUUGAUUUCUUUGAGUCCAAACGUGGUGGAUCAGAGGUUGAAUCACUGACGCAAACCCCUGAUCACCUUUACUUAUUCUCCUCACCACCACCACUUUUUCAAUAAUGUUUUUUCUUUCGUUCUUUUCAUACAAAUUCAGUGUUUUGAAAGACAAACCUGUCAGACCUUGUUUUAAGACAAAAAAAAUGAAGCUUUCAGCGAAAAA